Drosophila hydei is the source of this 866-nucleotide messenger RNA. RefSeq names its product serine protease 1-like. Gene Ontology annotation, molecular function: serine-type endopeptidase activity. The record is from RefSeq and is a predicted model, not a curated record. NCBI's taxonomy places the organism in Eukaryota, Metazoa, Arthropoda, Insecta, Diptera, Drosophilidae. Gene Ontology annotation, biological process: proteolysis. The transcript has a single exon. Bases 4 to 807 code for a protein of 267 amino acids.
AGCAUGAAAGUCUUGUUAGUUAUUUUGCCUUUGGCUUUUGCAUUGGCUAGCGCCAAUGGAAACACGACCACAUCCUCUUCGGAUGAAUAUUUACCCGAGAACAUUAUUACUAAUGGAUAUGCAGCCGGCGAUGGCAAAAUACCCUACAUUGUCAGUCUGAUAUUAGGAACAGAUGACAGCAGCAGUGUCGCAGUAUGCGGAGGCACUAUCAUUGCCAACAAUUGGGUUCUGACUGCCGCCCAUUGCUUAACCACAGACUAUGUGGACAUUCACUAUGGCUCCGAUCAGCGAGGCAGCGGACAAUUUAAGCACAGAGUGAGAAGCAACAACUUCAUUCGUCACAAUCUCUGGCUGAAUUCCAAUGGCAAUGACAUUGGCCUGAUACGCACACCCCGCGUGAGAUUCACUUCCAAAGUCAACAGGGUCAAGCUACCAAAAUCUAAACAGCAGGUCGGAGAUAGCUUAGAAAACCAGUGGGCUGUUACCUGUGGUUGGGGUGUACAGGCCAAUGGACAGAUGGCUAACAGGCUGCAAUGCGUCGAUCUAGAGAUCAUGACUAACGAAGAGUGCUCAAAGAGUUAUAGCGUUCUCCCUAAUGGCAUACUAUGUGGAAGGUCCACUGACGGAAAAUCUACCUGUGCCGGUGACUCUGGCGGUCCGUUGGUAACCCGCAAUGAUCGCACCUUGGUUGGAGUAGUAUCAUUUUUUUCAGGAGCUGGCUGCAUGGCGGGUGACCCAGUUGGUUUCACACGAGUGACUGCCCACUUGGACUGGAUACGACAAAACUCUGGAGUUGUUUACUACUAAACAAAACAAUAUUUUCAUUAGAAAAUGUGAAAAGCUAAUAAAGGGGCAGUCUACAUAAA